Molecule: messenger RNA, 702 nt
Organism: Aphidius gifuensis
Lineage: Eukaryota; Metazoa; Arthropoda; Insecta; Hymenoptera; Braconidae
Exons: 4
Coding region: 121-702 (193 amino acids)
Source: RefSeq, a predicted model, not a curated record
CGGAGCAUGAUCAUUGACGUUGCUUGACUGUUUUUGAAUAAACUAAAUAAUAAAAAUUUUAAUAACUGAAGAGAAUUAAUUUUCUUUUUUAAAUUACAAUUUGGUAGAAUAUAUUGAGCAAUGAACAAAUCACGAUAUGAUGGAAAUGAUAAAUUUGACAUUAAAACAACUAGACCGAAAUCAAGAAGAGGUCAUUACUCUGGCCGACAAAAUUAUUCAUCACUUGGAAAAAAUACACAUCUGUUUGAUGAUGAUGAUGUUGGCUUAAACAACGAUAACCACUUUGGUGCUAAUGAUGAUGGACCAAUGGAAUCAGAAAUAACAUCUGAUAUUCUCACGAUGAAUGGUGGGCCAAUUCCAACUGAUGCUGGUAUUGAAUUCAAUUGGAAAAAACGAAUUUUAGAAAAACAAUUUGAAGACAUGUCUUUGACUGGAGAAUCAUCAUCAAGUACAUCAACAUCAAGCUUAUCCAGUCAAUCUAUCUCAUCCUCAAAUCUAUCAAGUACAAAUGACUUUAAAACAAAUCAAAAUAAUAUUAUUGAACAUACUGAUGAUGGUGAUUUUUAUUGUCUUCGAGAUACAACAAAGAUUAAUCAAUCAAAUGAUAAAUACCAUUUUAGUUUUCGCGAUAAAAAAAGCGUUGCAAAACCACGUGAUAUUUUAAUUGACUCAGUUACUGAUGACAUGUUUGUUUUUCAGUAA